GCGUGACAAUCUGUUUAAAAAGGCUCAUAUUCACGGCUCCAUAAACGGAAAAAUCAAAAUAGACUGAAAAGUGAGCGCUUGACUUUCGGGUCUAAAUAGACUGGAAAUUCAAUUCGCUUCACUUUUGGGUCUAUUAUCGUUUUAGACCAUGAAGUCAACCCGCUUCACUUUUCAGUCUAAAUCGGAAGCAGUGCUCCGCCCCUUUUGCCAGGACUAUAUAACCCCGUCCCUCUGGAGCUCCCCCAUUCUUCAAAUUAUCUUAAGUACAAUCAUGACGUCCCGUUGUGCUAUUUGUAACAAAGAGUACUCACAGCUGAGUCAGCACCUCAAGGUGACUCACGCUGUGAGGAACUUAGAAGAACGACGCCUCCUUCUCGCGCUCGAGUCUGGCAGGGUCAACGUCCGUAAAGGACGUUGCCCUGUCCCUGGGUGCGAGAAGGAGGUCAUGCGGAUGGACCGGCACCUCCAGGGGCACUCCGAGCUAACUGCCAAGGCUCGCCGGCUGGCCUUUGCGAGGUGCAAGAAAGUAAAGAUCGUCGCCCAGCUUGCCGCCCUCAGAGCGACCAACCCGCCGGCUCUCGUCCCUGGAGUUUUUGAAUGACACGGAGAAAAUCCGGAAGUGGGUGACUAGCCUCAGGGCCACCAAGGCGGCGGAGACCACUGUAGGUCAUUAUCUGAAGAAUGUGGCUCAGUUUUUGGAUUAUUUGUCCGAGACCCCACCGUCAUCCUCCCGCCUGUCGUACAAGGCCAUGCUGGCCAUCCGGAGGGAGGUCAGGGGUCUGAUCCGGGGCAUGAGGCGCGGUGUGACGAUGCAUCAGAUUGGGGUGAAGCAGGCCAAGGAGGGGCAGCUGAUCCCCAAGAAGGUGCUUCGAAAGUGCCGCGCCGAGUGCCAAAAACUAAUCCCGGGGAUCCUGGGUAGGUCCAAGUCGCUAGCCCCUUUGCGUUUCGUCCUUUUCGACCGCUCGGUUUUACUGACGUGUGCUUUUGUAUCCACAGAUCAACUGGAGGAGGACUUAAGUCAGAAGACGCAGUUCGUGCUGUACGGACACCUGACGGCCUACUUCGCCUCUAUCUACGGCCACAGACUGGGUGUAUUUCAAAAUAUGACAAUUAAAGAGGUGGAGAAGGCCGUCAAGUCCGAAAGCACGGGCUCCUAUCUGAUCAACAUCUCCCUCCACAAGACAAACCAGGCCUUUGGCCCGGCUCAGCUGAGCUUGAAGAAGGAGGAGUACCACUGGUUCCGGAGGUUCCUGGCGCUGCGGGAACACCUGGUGGGCGGGCCGGAGGCGGUGUAUUUCUUCUACACGUCGACACCCAACCCCUGCAAGAAUUUAAACAAUUACUUCCAGGGAGCUUGGGUGUCGAUGGGACUCCCCGGCAAGCCCACCUUCACAGACAUCCGCACCUCCAUCGCCACCCACGCUAGGAACACUCACAACUCGGACAACCGGCAGAAAGUGGCAAAAUUUCAAAGCAGGCCGUGGAGCAACGCCGGUUGUUCGAGGAGGCGUUGGUGGGGGUGGAGGUGUCGCCGUCCAAGCCGGCCGAGGAGAGGCAGCCGUUGAAGAGGCGGACCAAGUCGAAACACGGCGGGAAGGCGAAACGUGCGAAGAGGGCCGCCUCUCCGUCCGCCUCUCCGCCAGACUCCCCGCCGUCGACGAGCGACUCCGAGGAGGAGGCCGUGC
Molecule: messenger RNA, 1685 nt
Organism: Misgurnus anguillicaudatus (oriental weatherfish)
Lineage: Eukaryota; Metazoa; Chordata; Actinopteri; Cypriniformes; Cobitidae
Source: RefSeq, a predicted model, not a curated record